AUGAAAAACCCAGAAAAAGGGACCUUAGCAGCAUCGUCAAGUGGUGCCAGCAUAAAAAGAGGGGGUUUUAUAUAUUCUCCUUUUGGGGUGUUCAGAUGUGAUGAGGAACAUAAAUCUCACCAGAUUAAUCCCUGUUCUGGUGUUAACUUUGAAAGUGGUUCCUCUGAUAGUAAGACUAGCAGUAAUAAGGGAAUCAGUUUGUGUUCUUCACCAAAUUCAAACAACAGAAGCAGUUCCAGUAGCUGCAAAAGUAUAAGCAACAGUGAUAUGAACAAGGUUGAUACAAAUAGUGAUUGCUUGGAAUAUGAAAUUUUAUGGGAUGAUUUGACAGUUGGAGAAGAAAUAGGACAAGGUUCAUGUGGAACUGUUUGUCGUGGUCUCUGGUUUGGAUCUGUUGUAGCUGUGAAAGUGUUCUCAAAAGUAGAAUAUUCAGAAGAGGCCAUACAAUCUUUUAGACAAGAGGUAGCGUUGAUGAAAAGACUUAGACAUCCUAACGUUUUGCUGUUUAUGGGAGCUGUGACUUCACCUCAGCGUCUCUGUAUGGUGUCAGAGCUCCUUCCACGUGGAAGCCUCUUCCAGCUACUACAGAGGAAGACAUCAAAACUUGAUUGGAGGCGGCGUAUCCUUAUGGCCUUGGACAUUGCUCGUGGUAUGAAUUAUCUUCACUGCUUUAGUCCACCUAUUGUCCAUCGUGAUCUUAAGUCGUCAAAUCUACUGGUAGACAGGAACUUGACUGUUAAGGUAGCUGACUUUGGUCUUUCACGUGUCAAGCAUGAGACAUACCUAACCACCAAGUCCGGGAAGGGAACGCCUCAAUGGAUGGCACCAGAAGUUCUUAGAAAUGAGUCUGCUGAUGAGAAGUCUGAUAUUUACAGCUUUGGGGUAGUACUAUGGGAGCUUGCCACCGAAAAGAUCCCAUGGGAAACUCUCAACUCUAUGCAGGUGAUUGGAGCUGUGGGGUUCAUGAACCAGAGGCUGGAAAUUCCAAAGGACAUUGAUCCUCUUUGGAUCUCAUUAAUGGAGAGUUGUUGGCACAACGAUGCAAAGCUGAGACCUACAUUCCAAGAACUGACGGAGAGGCUAAGAGAGCUGCAAAGGAAGUAUACAAUACAGUUCCAAUCUACUCGUGCUGCCUUACCUGAGAACUAUCUCCUCAAAGGCUAAUAGAUAUGCAAAGG
Brassica rapa (field mustard) is the source of this 1178-nucleotide messenger RNA. RefSeq names its product probable serine/threonine-protein kinase SIS8. The record is from RefSeq and is a predicted model, not a curated record. Lineage: Eukaryota; Viridiplantae; Streptophyta; Magnoliopsida; Brassicales; Brassicaceae. Gene Ontology annotation, biological process: protein phosphorylation. Gene Ontology annotation, molecular function: ATP binding; protein serine/threonine kinase activity.